CUGAAGCCCAGCAAAGAGCCCAGGAUGUUCCUGAAGGCUGUAGUCCUGACCCUGGCCCUGGUGGCUGUCACCAGUGCCCGGGCUGAGGUCAAUGCUGACCAGGUGGCCACUGUGGUGUGGGACUACUUCAGCCAGCUGAGCAACAAUGCCAAGGAGGCUGUGGAAAAUCUCCAGAAGACUGAACUCACCCAGAAACUCAACGCCCUCUUCCAGGACAAACUUGAGGACGUGAACACAUACGCGAGUGACCUGCAGAAGAAGCUGGUGCCCUUCGCCACGGAGCUGCAUGAACGCCUGACCAAGGACUCGGAGAAACUUAAGGAGGAGAUUCGGAAGGAGCUGGAGGAGCUGCGGGCCCGGCUGCAGCCUCACGCCCACGAGGUGAGCCAGAAGAUCGGGGACAACAUGCGCGACCUGCAGCAGCGCCUGGGGCCCUACGUGGACGAGCUGCGCACCCAGGUCAGCGCGCAGGCCGAGCAGCUGCAGCGCCAGCUGGCGCCCUAUGCGCGGCGCGUGGAGGACGUGCUGCGUGAGAACGUGGACAGCCUGCAGACCUCCCUGGCGCCCUACGCCGACGACCUCAAGGCCAAGGUUGACCAGCACGUGGAGGAGCUCAAAAGGCGCCUCACGCCCUACGCCGAGGAGCUCAAGGUCAAGAUCGACCAGAACGUGGAGGAGCUGCGCCGCAGCCUGGCUCCCUAUGCUCAGGACGUCCAGGAGAAGCUCAGCCACCAGCUCGAGGGCCUGGCCUUCCAGAUGAAGAAGAAUGCCGACGAGCUCAAGGCCAAGAUCUCGGCCAACGCUGACGAGCUGCGGCGGAAACUGAUGCCGGUGGCAGAGGACGUGCACGGCAAGCUGAGGGGCCACGCCGAGGGGCUGCAGCAGUCGCUGGCGGAGCUGAGCGGCCACCUGGACCGGCAGGUGGAGGAGUUUCGCCGCAAGGCGGAGCCUCACGGGGAGACCUUCAACAAGGCUCUGAUGGAGCAGAUGGAAGAGCUCAGGCAGAAGCUGGGCCCCUACGUGGGGGAUGUGGAAGGCCACUUGAGCUUCUUGGAGAAGGACCUGAGAGACAAGGUCAGCUCCUUCUUCAGCACCCUGGAGGAGAAAGAGAGCCAGAACAAGCCCCUUGCCCUCCCCGAGCAGGAGCAGGAGCAGGCACAGGGGCAGAUGCCAGCCCCCAUGGAGAGCUGAGCUGCCUCUGGUGCUCUCGUCCCACCGCUGCAGACACAUGCCCUGCCCCGCCACUUGUUUGUCUGUCUGUCCCAAAGCAAUUCUUCUAUAAGCUUGAGGACACAUGUCCAGUGGGAGGUGACACCACCUCUCCCUACUCAAUAAAGCCUCUGGGAAACUA
Messenger RNA from Galeopterus variegatus (Sunda flying lemur), 1351 nucleotides. RefSeq names its product apolipoprotein A-IV (gene APOA4). The transcript is spliced from 3 exons. Gene Ontology annotation, molecular function: phospholipid binding; phosphatidylcholine-sterol O-acyltransferase activator activity; cholesterol binding. The coding region runs from base 25 to 1191 and encodes 388 amino acids. Gene Ontology annotation, cellular component: chylomicron; blood microparticle; extracellular region. The record is from RefSeq and is a predicted model, not a curated record. Lineage: Eukaryota; Metazoa; Chordata; Mammalia; Dermoptera; Cynocephalidae. Gene Ontology annotation, biological process: cholesterol efflux; very-low-density lipoprotein particle remodeling; phospholipid efflux.